Molecule: messenger RNA, 5741 nt
Organism: Spirodela intermedia
Lineage: Eukaryota; Viridiplantae; Streptophyta; Magnoliopsida; Alismatales; Araceae
Source: the annotation of a GenBank genome assembly
AUGAAGAAAGCUUUUGAUCAAACUGUCAGGGAUCUGUGAGUAUCUCUAUUUCAAGCACUUAAUGUUUUUCUCUGAUUUUCCUUGGGGUGGAAAUAUCUCGUUGACUAGUAUGGCUUUAUGCACCAAUGUGGUCUGCAUGAUGUGAUUGAAACAAGUGACUUUGACAAUUUCAGGAAGAGAGAAGUAAACAAGGUGGUCCUUAAGGUUCCGGCUAUUGAACAAAAGGUGAUUGUCGAUCUCUAUCAUAUUCUUGUCAUCCAAAUCAUUUAUUUCUUCACAGCAGUUUAUUUUAUCUUCUUUUAUUGAUAAGUCUAAAACGAUGUGCUUGGGCCUCAUUCACAGAUUCUCGAUGCUACUAGCAAUGAACCUUGGGGUCCUCAUGGAUCACUUUUGGCAGACAUUGCUCAGGCAACACGAAACCAGUCAGUACAUUAUUCUUUCUCCUAGCACAAUUAAUUCUUCCAAUGAGGAUACUUAUGGCUUAAACUGUUGUGCAGUGCUGAGUUUCAGAUCAUCAUGUCAGUAAUUUGGAAGAGAAUCAAUGACACUGGAAAAAAUUGGCGGCACGUUUAUAAGGUAUUUUUUCUCCUUGUUGUGAUGCAUCUAUCAUAGCCAAUUGCUGGUGCCUGUGUUUCAUUGGUGGUUUUGUUCUUUCCUCUUGCAUAUACAUAUCUGCUGCAUACACAUUCAUAUCCUCUGCACACAAACUCGUAAUACAAACUAGAAGGACCUAUCUGCAUAUCAUAUCUUCUGAAUCAAUGUGCUGUUUUUACUAUUGAUGUGCAGGGGUUGAUAGUUCUGGAUUAUCUUGUGGCGCAUGGAUCUGAACGAGUCAUUGAUGAAAUAAGAGAACAUUCUUACCAGAUUGCAGUACACACCAGUUGUUCACUAUAUUUUCAUUAUGAUAGUUGGACUUAUGUCUCAAAUGUGUGACUCCAAUUACAUCUUCUUUUCCAGACGUUAUCUGAUUUUCAGUACAUCAGCUCAAGUGGGAGGGAUGAAGGAAGCAAUGUCAGGAAGAAGUCCCAAAAUCUAGUUGCACUUGUAAAUGACAAGGAGAGAAUACAAGAAGUUAGACAGAAAGCCCAUGCAAAUAGGGAUAAGUGAGUGUAUUUUUUAGGUUCGUAAAAUGUAACUUCCUCUCAUUUAUUCAAUUUUUCAUAUUUUUCAUAUUUUUCAGGUAUCGUGGUACAAUUUCAACGGGUGGGAUGCACCACUCUGGUUCAUAUUCGGGCAGUGGAAGCUAUGGUGAUCAGUAUGACGAUGAUCAGUAUCAUGGUUCGUAUGGAAAUAGGGAAGAUCACCGAAAUGGUUAUGGAAAAGAUAAGGACUCAGGUUACAGAGAUGAUGACAGAUAUGGCAGGAGGGACUCAUACGGUCGAGAUGGUGAUCGGUAUGGUAGAGAUGGUGAUAGGUAUGGUCGGGAUGCUGAUGAUUACCGGGGAAACAGAGGGAACGAUGAUUAUCAGUUUGGUUCUAGGAACAGAAACGUCGACAGAGACAAAGGCCGAUCCUUUGAUGAUGAUGACCGAUAUUCACCUAGGUAUUUUCUGUUUUAGCUGUUAGCUACUCUCAUGGAACAAACUACGAUUAAUUCCACGUUCAGCAUGCCGCAUAAGAAUAUAUCUAUUUCCUAACAGGCCUAGUUCUUUGUCAACAAAUAAGAGUUUCCUAGUACAGGAACUACGCCCUAUGUGUUGUAUGCAUUUUGUUGUAUAUGCUGGCGUGAUACGCCUUCUUCUGCCUCCUUUUUUACCCGGGAAAAUAUCCUUCAACACCAUUCGUAUCAGUUUACCUGCAUGUCUCCAGCAUAUUGGAAAUGUUUAAACUCUUCUUCAGUAUUGCGAAAUUUUAUUUGUUUGGGGCCAGCUGUUUUCUUUUGCCAGUUUUUUUUCUUACUGUUGUGCAUAGGUAAUUGUCUAGUUUUCCCUUUAAGCAGACUGAGCAGAUAGGCAAUUUGAUGCCCUCAUUCUUUAGCUGUCAUGUAUUUGUUUUUUUUUUUCCUUACUCAUUGGCAGACAUCUAUAGUUACACUUGGUGUGGGUACUCAGGAUUAUUCAUAUUUAUUUUGUGUACUCAUUCUUUAUGUAGAAGUGGAGGCGGCAAGAUGGAUGGCCCUUCCCAUGAAGAUAGGUAAGCAUGACUUUUUUACUGUAAGAUAGAUGACACUUUGGGAAAUCGUACUUGUCUUCUAGCUUUCCAAGCUUGUUUUGACAGGCAACUUGAACAUAAAUUUUCGGAGCAAAACCUUGGUGCACCCCCUACCUAUGAAGAAGCUGUAGGAGAGCCCCAUAGUCAUGUUCAGAAUGAAAGGUAUGCAUUUUUAUAUGCGGACAUCAUUUAUUUGUUAAUUUGAUAUAGCUGGUUCCCGACAUCUUUUAAAUGAACUCUUCAGGGAUGGAGGAGCUGGCCAGGCACCUAUUGCAAAAAUACCUCCUGCUGCACCCAAGGCUUCCCCUGCUGAAAAUAUAAAUCUUUCUCAGGCUCCUGUAGUCAGUACUGAGUCACACACUCAAAAAGAAGAUGCUUUCGAUGAGUUUGAUCCACGAGGUUCUACCACAGGUAGAGGAAAAUGCAAAUUAUUUCAGGCUUAUUCUUUAUUGAUUUUGUGCUUCGAUAAUAGUUUGUCCUUGUUAUGUAUUUAUAACAUGUUAUUGAUUCAUAAUUCUGUUCAUUGGUACCUACGUUCAAUGAUAGGUAUAGGAGAAUGUGAAUUUUGUCCAACUUAUUAUUUUUCAAUUUCUUCCUUUAACCUAUAUCGGCCUCCUUAUGAGUUUCUAGAGUAUUAUCAGUUGAUAUUCUUUCUGCAAUAUGUACCGUUUUUCAUUGAACAGGCUCUCUUCCAUUAAUGAGUCGAUUUUUUUUUUGUUGCUCAGAAUGAGGCUUGAGCUGCCCUUUUUAAUUUUCUAGUUUUUGCGUAUGGAAUUUUAAAUGCAUUCCCGUAAUUCGUAAGUGAUAGUCCAACUUGUCAGAGACCGGAUAUUGGAUAUUUCCUUGCCUUUUUCACUUCUGAUGCGUUUGGAUCAGGCAAAAUAAUCACCUGGGGUUUUAUUUCAAUGCAUAUAAAUAUUUGUUGCAUGCUGUUUGUUAGAAGAUCAUCUUUACUGGACCUUACUCAAGAACGAUGUUUACAGUUUUUAUUUAUAUUAUCUUUGCUAGUGAUCUGGAACCUUGGUGGUUCCUUGCUGGGUGUUUAUGACAUGGGCGGCUGGGCCUCGUGAGCAGUGUCUUCGAUGAUUGAAUUGUUGCCCAAAUCUUAACUGUAAUCUUUUUUUGGUUAUUUGUCAGGUUGUCUACUGGUCUUUGAGCCGAAUAUUGUUGGAAUGCUUUUUUUGAUAAUACUGCUAUUCAGUAUUUUAUUGAUAUUAUUGAACUGCAGUUGUCAUUGGGAACAUUUUGUUUACUCUCUUUUUCGCACUCAGAACAGAGGUUUCUAGCUUUACUGCUUGUCUCGCUUCGUUAAAAUGUUGCUACCUUCCCCCUUCUCCCCCCCCUCAGCAAGUGUGGUUCAGUGAACUCGUUUCACCUUAGAACAAUGGGCCCCUGAACAUUGUAGGUAUAAUUAACCUGUUUCGAUAAAUACGCAUAUGUUCUUUGAUGUCACUUAUGUGUUGGAUGGUGUUCAAUUGUUUGAUUGGCUAUCUGCAAAUUGUAAGUGGUUUCUAAUAUUUAUGUAUACGAAAUAGUGAAAAAAGAUGAAGACACUUGUGAAGGCGAUUUUAACUUAUGAUUUACAGGAAUAGUAGGUUUGGGAAAAUGUUGACGCUCGGUUGACCUAUUAGCUGAAAAAAUGUUAUCAUUUCUCUGAUUAGGGUAUAAGAAGACAUGCAUAAGUUUUUCUUUUCGCUUGGUGAUGUUUGUGUAUAUAUAUAGAUAGAUAUAUUUAUUCACGUCUUUACACUUGUCUGCAACAUGACAUCUGAUUUUUUAAUGGUUAGCUGCCGUGCCCGCCGAAGCUGGUUUUGGAACGGACUUUUUUGGCCUGUCAGGAGUUGAAUCCAUAAGUUCAUUGGCUCUGGUCCCAGUUACUGCUCCAACAACGUCUGAAGUGCAUUUGCCCAACAGCUCUGAUUCUGGCCAGAACUUACCACUACCAUUUAAUGGUUUUAGUCAGGUACGGUUUGACCUCCUGUGCUGACUCACUCUCUUUUUGCCUUAAUAUACAUCUAGACAUUUUAGAGCCAUGUAGGUCGUUUUAAUAUGGUGGGACUUCUUCAAAAACCAUGGAACCCUCUGGUUCGUGCAGCAUACAUUUAGCUAUUGCAUAUGACUCAUGAUUCUUCUUUUAAAUUUUAAAUUUUAUUUUUCUCUUAGCAACAGCUGAUUCAAUUUCUUUGAUUCCACGUGAUAAAAGAAAAAAAAAAAUAAUGGAAUUUUGAGUGUCAUUUGUUUGUUUGUUGCGGUACUGAGGUGUACCUUGAUUGUCGAUACAGCCUGGUGAAAAUCCAUUUGGAGAACCUCCCUUCAAAGCUAUUCCACAGGAUGGCAAUGCUCCGGUUCAGCAACAAAACAAUUUAUCUGCCACUCCCUUCCCAUUCCCCUCUGAGUCCCCGUCAUUGCAGCCAAGUUUGGCAGUCGGGGAUUCUCUCAGUACUCCUCUAUCUAAUCAUGUCAACGGUCAUGUUCCCUCCACUGCAUCUGAGAUUUUGCCUUCUGGGUUGGCAUCCCUGCAGCCAAAUGCUGUUACCGUGGAGAAUCUCAACCCCUACUCUGGUAGCACAUAUGCGACCCCUUCUCAGGUUUUCCCCCCUGCUCCUUCUGGAGGUGCACAGCCAAUCCCUGCAAACAUCCUCUCCCACCCUGUCCCAUUUGGUCUGGCUGCUCCACAGGCAUAUCCUUCAGGCUUCCUUCCUCAGACAGGACUUCCCUCUGGAAUAAACUCACUGCAAUCUCCAUACGCAUUUUCUCCCCAAGGCUUCACGGCUGCUGCUCCAGUUCCACAGCCCUUCCCUCAGAGUCACUUUUCUCAACAAGGACAGUCAGUUCCAGUAGCAACACAGGCCACCCCCGCCCCAACUGCCACAUAUUUUCAUGGAGGAGCGUUGUCAAGCGUUGGGGCCUCACAACCAGAUGCUUUGGUUCAAACCGUCCCGCCAGCAAAGUCUGUGCAAUCGAAGGACAAGUUUGAGACGAAGUCUACAGUUUGGGCAGACACAUUGAAUCGAGGUUUGGUGGAUCUCAAUAUUUCCGGACGUAAGUACUGCAAUUUUUCAACUUCUAUUUCUUCUGCAGUCUUCUCCCUCCUAAAUUUAAAUGUUGUAAAUUUAUUUUAAUUUAUAUCUCCACAAGGUUCUAAAAAAAUACAAUUUUUUUUUUUUUCAGCGAAGACCAACCCACUGGCUGACAUAGGGGUUGACUUCGAGUCUAUUAAUCGGAAGGAAAAGAGAAGGGAGAAAGCCACUGUAGCUCCUGUGUCCACAACUACCAUGGGCAAAGCAAUGGGAUCAGGUUCGGGCAUUGGGCGUGCUGGUGUUGUUGGCCUUGCUCCCCCUCCAAACCCCAUUAUUGGUUCUGGCAUGGGGAUGGGGAUGGCCAUGGGAAAUCUUGGCAUGGGUAUGGGUGGCUAUGGGGGAGGUAUCAAUCAACCCAUCGGUAUGGGGAUGGGGAUGAACAUGGGCGUCGGAGCGGGUGCGCAGCCCCCGGGUGGGAUGCCGUCAGGUCAGGCCAUGCGAGGUAUGGGAUACAACCCAAUGGCAGGUAUGGGUGGGUACGGCUCUCAACAAUAUGGUGGAUAUCGGUGA